UGAAACUUCACAACUUUGACUGUCAACAUUAACUUUCUUAUUUAGUCGAUUAAUUUUUCUUCCAAAGCAAGGUGCUGAGCGAAACUAAUUUGAGCUUCAUAUUAUUUUCAUUUUUGCAAAAUACUAAAUAACAUUCGCUAAUGGUGCAUAGUAUUAAAUUAAAGCAAAUCAGAUAUGCUGACAUAAACGUGAUAAUGGUGUUUUUAUGUCUACUAAAUCAAAUAUAGUAUCGCGGUGGCGGGUUGCGAGCAGGGCGCGGGCGGGGGCGGGGGCGCGGCGGGCCGCGGCGCGGACACGAUCCGGCGCGUGAAGGUGAAGAUGUCGUCGGUAUCCGCGCAGGGCGUGGUGGAGCGCGCGUCGGCCGAGCUGUCGCGCCGCAUCACGGGGCUGGGGCUGCGCGGGCGGCGGCGCUCGCCCGGCGUGGUGGAGCGCGUCGCUAACGCGCUCUGCGGCCCCACCGCCGCCGCGCCCCGCGUGCCCCGCCGCCGGCGCCCGUCCCCUCGCCCCCUCGUCUGGACUCAGUACGUCCAGGAGGAACGCUUUCUUGAAAAGUUCUUCCUGUAUUUCAACUCCAACGAGCGACGGACGUUGGCUCAAGUCUGCACCAAGUGGCGCGACGUGCUAUACUCGUCGCCGCGAUGGUGGACCGGCCUAGUGGCGGUCCUCGACUGCCGCGAGCUCCGCUCGGCCACGGGCUUAUGCAUGCAGAGGUUCUAUAACUCCUUAGUUAGAAGAGGAAUCCGCGGGGUUGUGUUAGUUUCGGCUAGUGAUGAUGAUAUUAAUGAAUUUAUAAGACAAUUUCCCUUGUCGGCUCACCACGUCCACGCUAUUAGCCUAAAAGGAUGCACAAUAACAGACAGAGGGCUUGAAGCGAUCUUGGAUCACCUACAGGUUCUGUUUGAACUAGAACUAACUGGAUGCAAUGAAAUAACAGAAGCUGGUUUAUGGGCAUGUCUAACUCCACGAAUUGUCUCACUCACGCUUACUGACUGCAUUAACAUUGCUGACGAAGCCGUAGGAGCAGUGGCGCAACUCCUGCCGUCCCUAUACGAAUUCUCCCUUCAAGCAUACCAUGUAACGGACGCGGCGCUCGGCUACUUCUCGCCCAAACAGAGCGCCUCGCUCAGCGUGCUGAGGCUGCACAGUUGCUGGGAGCUCACCAAUCACGGCGUCGUCAAUAUUGUGCAUUCUCUUCCCAACCUGACCGUACUGUCACUAAGCGGGUGCAGCAAAGUGACUGACGAAGGUGUAGAGCUCCUAGCUGAGAACUUGCCGCGGCUCCGCUGCCUCGACCUGAGCUGGUGCCCGCGCGUCACCGACAACGCACUGGAGUACAUCGCUUGCGACCUCAACCACCUGGAAGAACUGACUCUAGACCGUUGCGUGCACAUAACGGAUAUAGGCGUGGGUUACAUCAGUACGAUGCAAUCGUUAGUGGCGCUGUUCUUGCGCUGGUGCUCGCAACUCCGUGACUUUGGCGUACAACAUCUCUGCGGUAUGCGGUCGCUGCAGCUGUUGUCACUGGCCGGUUGCCCGCUGCUGACUUCAGGCGGUCUCUCAAGUCUGAUCCAACUGCGGCAGCUCCGAGAGCUCGAGCUGACAAAUUGCCCCGGCGCCUCGCCCGAGCUCUUCGACUAUCUGCAUGAGCAUCUACCCCGGUGCACCAUCAUAGAGUAAUCAGUGUAAUCACGUCAAUUCAACAGGUACUCGAGGAAAAUCAUUUUCGUUGCAUUUUGCAUUCAAUACUGAACACGUCAUAUUGUAUGAUGUUUGUCAUGUUGUAUGAUGCCGUUUGAUCAGUAUUUAUUUUUAUAGAGCUGUACCGAAUAUACAGUUCAGAUCUUACCUAACCGAAUAUUCGGCCGAAUUAUUCGAUUCAUCUGUAUCAUCUCAUAAUUUGAAAACGCUUUAAUUAAAUUAGCAGCGACAGAUGAAUCGCUUCUUAGGCAAUUCCCUAGAAACAAACAGGUCAAAGGCAAGAGACACUCAAACAAAUCACCAUUAUCCAAAUAAUCAAAAUAUCCUGUGGAUUCAACAUGCUGAAUACCAAAUCUUCAGAAUUCGAAUAGCAGAAAAACGGUUCUGUUUUAGUUUAAAUUAUAAUGAUUUGUUGAUACAUAACUUUUCAUUAUAAUUAUCAUGAAGAUUACCUAUAAGAUUGUAACGAAAAUAAUUACUUAUUUAUUUUAGCGCCACCUUGUAGACACUUAUAAACCUCGAUUUGAUCAUCAGUAAUGGCAAGAUGGCGGCAUCUAAUUGCGGAUUUUGACCAAACAAACGAAAAACGGCUCCAGCACAAUAUGUUAAUUUUUCUUAACAAUCUAUUGCAGAUGUGUUUAUUUGUUCGUUUGGUCUAAAUCCAAUAACUACCAAACAUUAAAAAAAGAAAGUAUUUAUAAUUUUAUGACGCACGUAUUAUUUUGAUAAUGUAGUUAUUCUGGUCCUUUUAUUAUUGAGUUGGUUUAUUGCUCAUCUUUGGAUUGAAUAGCAAUAUUGAUUUUAUAUUUAUUUAGGUAUAUAGAAAAUAAGGAUAAGUCAAUUGUUUAGUUUGUGUAAUUAUUUAGAUGUUAUAAUAUUUACAUAAACGGUUAAAUAUUUCAUGUAGAACUGUUUGUAUUGGUAGUUUUGUAGAAGCAUUGCAGAACAAUUCAAAACACCUACCUACAAUAUGCAAAACACACAAUAUGAUCAAGUUCUAACUAUUUGCUCAAAUUGUUUUAAAUGUUAUGUCGAAACUGCGUCUGAAAAGAAUAUUAUAAAAGUGUUUAUGUAAUGAUUUACUAAUCAGCUUGUACAUAUUUAAAUCAAAAUCGGAUAAUUUUAAAAAGUGUGCAUGAGAUUUUUCGCAGAUAUGAGCAGAUUAUACAAUGAAAAUACUGAAAUGCAUCUACUUUAAUGAAAUCUUUUAAAAGAGCCUAAAAUGAAUCAUGUAAUUUACCCGUUAUGACCUGUGUAUUUUUCUUCUAUACCAAUACGUAAGUCAUGAUGUAUCAUGAUGUAUGUGUAUUUCCUUUGUAUUCGAUUCUAAAUAACCUUUAGAAUUUCGUCUUUUAAAUUGGUACAGUUGAUGUAAUACGUAUUACGUACAUUAACUGUUUGUAAAUAAGAUCAGCAUUAUCGCUGGACAUACUAUACCCAUAGAGCCAUGAGACUUCAGAAAAGGUCUGUAUAUAAACUGAAUAAUUAUAUUUAAGACUCUUUUUUCCGAUUGACGAUUUUGGUGUGUAGCACUGUUUUCUCAGUCUAUAAAAUAUAAUUAUUUGUGCUGUUCUCAGAGGGCACUAAAUUUGGUAAGCGCAUAAUUACGUGUCGAAACGUUAAUGAUAGCCAAAGAGAAUAUAUAGGAUAGAGGGGUACUGUCAUAGUAAAUUUUGUAGUCACAGUAAAUGUACUGCCAUCUAUCGACACACGAUUAAAACUAAAAAUAAAAAUAUCAAAAAAUACAUGGAUACAAUAUGGAUAUAUAUGGUACAUGAUUUUUUGAUUUUUAUGAUUUUGACCCAUGUUGUUUCACUGAUAUGUGUUAAAAUUGUUAAAUAACAAACGAAACCGUCAACGCCAUCUAAACGAGAAAAGGCCAAAGGUUGGUAGCGCUAAGUGCGAGAAUCAAAUUUUCUUGGUUUCCGAGGCACGUUUUUUCCUUAGACUUUAUUCAUCUUAUACGGAGUUUAAAUAACUUAGCGGUUUCACUCGCGUAUUUUUAGUCACUCGCGCGACAUGUUUCGGAGAGCCCUAGGUCUCCAUUUUCAAACACUAACAGUGCCUGAGUGAGUAGCGGUCACGACGGAUGGGCGUCAUGGACUUUUAAAUUCGAUUACACGGAGUUAUAUAGGUCUUUGAUGACAGCGUGAGCGGCGACCACAUCAAGGUUCCUUUUCUUGAAAGUAACACAUUUGUAACAAUAACAAUCUACUUUCCGUAACAUUGUAUAAAUUUCUUAGAGAAAGUUUCCAUUUGCCUUUUAAAACUUCACCAUUUCUACAUAAAACUCUUUUAUCUACUCAACUCAUCGGAACCGGAAAUAAGUUUGUGCGGAUAUAUAUUAAAUACAAUUUAGUCUUUAUUGACUUAUAUAAUCAUUUUCGUAUUGAAAAUCCAGUCAACAUUUUGGGAAGUUCAAUACAUUUAUAUAAAAAUCGACGAGGCAAAUAAUGAAUUUCAAUCAACGUGUAACUCGUUGGUUUCUCUUUACAUCUACCUUUAAUGUACGGUAGAAUAAAUUAUUGGUUUAUAAACCAGCAGAAUAACAUUGACAAGAUUGCUUUAUUUUAUAAACAAAAAGUACGUAUUUUGUAAAUAGUUACGUUACCUAUUAUGCUUCUUGCAUUUAUUUAUUUGACAGUAUUACGCCAGCGCAUAAAUAAAUUGCACAUUGUUUUUUCUGUGAGUUACAUGUUUUGUAACGUUACAUUUCAGUAUUUACAUGUUUUGGCUAUUUUAUUUGUAAAGAUAUGAAUAUGAGCGUACAAUAUUUUUAAUUUGUCGCUAUACCGUCCGAAGUUGUGAGUUUGUGUGCGUGUGCCUGUGUGAACACCUAAGUUCGUAUCCAUACGAUACGACAGAAAUGCUUGAUACCCUGUAUAUGUUAGAGACCCUACUUUCCAAGGUAAUUAACGUUUCCAAAUGUUCGUGUGCAUUCGGCCUUAGAUUAUUAGUUAAGUCGCGAUACUCUGCACAGAGCAGUCGUAUCCUAGACUAAAACACCAAGUAUAAUAUUUAUGAAUGGCACGUUUCUCUACAACAAACGCUGCAUUUAAUCUUAAGCAUGAUAUUUCGAAGGCAACUAGUGAUAUAUUGCAACGUUGCAUGUAUCGAAACACAUCAGCCUUCUGGUUAGUUUUUAACUUUUAGAAGACGAGCCAGAUGGUUGAUGUGUAUCGUAUAUUAAUAUAUGCUUUGCAAAUAGAAUAGUAAAGAAGAUCUGUCGAAGUUUAACCAGUUGUUAUUUCAGGCAUAGUAUCGUAUUAUACAUAUGUUAGUAACGUACAAUAAAAGGUAUUUCACCGGUCAUGGCACUCGUGGCCGAUGCCUACAUAAAAAUUGAGGAUAUUUUAGAGACGAACACUUACGAAACUUAAUUUAAUGAAGUUAAAGUUGCAAUUUCAUUGAUAAUGAAAUUGCUCAAGGUGGAGAUUGUAAUUACAUCUGUACUUUCAUUACUUAAGUUUUAUUUUUGUGGGUAUCUAAAAAUUCGUUGCCGCUAGUGAGCGCCGGCUAUAACCGUUACCUUGUGGUAAAAUUAUCGGUUCCCAUGGCAAUAUUAGCUUACUAAAUAGCGUUCGACCAUAUUGCUGUAUCGGUUUGGAUUUUUUCUAGUCAUGAAAUUAUUUAUACCUAAACAAAAAGUAGUUCUUAGCAUUUCCUAUUCGGUAAUCCUGUGACAGUUUUAAAGUAGUGUGUAAUGAGAACAUGAAAAGUGUGUAUCCUAACGCGUGUAGUGUGUUUAAAAAAGAUUUGCAAUAACAAUAUAGACUGGGGAUUCACGUAGACAGACUGUUAAUAGAUUUAUAUAUUUAACAGUUAAACCAAGAAGUCUGCCGAAAUGUUGACAGCACACGUAGUGCAAUUUUAAACUUGUAUGAAAUUAUGACGUAUAAAUAACACUGGCACUGCGUAUGCUUGCAAAAUCUUUGCAGACUUUUCUUGGGUUAUCUCUACUACUGUAUUGUAUCAUCAAGUCGAUGCAAACUGUGACAGUAAACAUUGUUGUUUACCUAAAGUAAGGACGCAAAGAACGAACAAUUCUGUACAUUGACCUGCCUGUUCCUAUCUCUAUCGCACGCGCGCGUAAUUAUAUUGCUAUCCUGCCCAUGAUGCUGGCGCGGGCCGUCAAUGACACUGUGCAAGAGGGACUGCAAUAUAACAUUAAAUAAUUUCACGGUUUAGAGUUUAGACUCACUUGUUUUAGCGAGUGACUAGGAUCGAAAUUUAUGGAGAAUAAUGUCAUAGUUUGCAUUUACUUGCGGCGCGUGAGUAAAAUUAAUAUAGCAACCUUAAAUAAUUCAUAGUAACAAACAAAAUUUAUAGUAGAUACGUAAUUGAAAGGAAAUAUUGGUUUGAAGUUGCCUUUUAGUGUCGUAUCAUCUGUGGUGAAAUAGCAAUACCUAUGUCAAUUGUAAUUUGAACUCAUUUACACUAUAAACGUGCCAGUACCCAGAACGUCUUCGAUGUAGGUGCUUAGUCUUACAAGUACUAUCUCCUAGUUCAAAUUUCAUUUGAGCAACUCCUAUUGUCGAUUGAAACUUCCAUAUAUUCUAAACCGGAAUAUUAUAAAAAGAACUAAAAGGUUUAAAACUUUUUAAAAGAAAAUGACACAUGAGGAGUCAGUUGUAUUGUGUUAGAUUACUGGACCAUGGAUGAUGUAAAUACGACGUGUUUUGUAUAUAAACAAUUAAAUUAGUAAAAUAAUAUACAUAAUAUGUUACGUAUAUAAAUCUCACAUUGUUGACGAGACGAGAUUCCUUCUCCAUUGCUUUAUAACGGUUGUAAUGAAAUCUUAAUAAGCAAUACCUACAAUGUUAAAAAAUAUCUACCUAAUAACUCUUGGUUUUAAAUUUAAAGUUCCGUGCCUGUAACAUUUCUUGUCUAUAAGCAUCGCUAAGCUGUAAGAAUUGUAUAUUAUAAAUGCCGGAGAUAUUUUUGUACAGCUUCAAAUCUUCAAUUAGUCAUAAGAAGAUGCGUUUUGCUCCAAUAAUUAAUGUUCCCUGUAGACAAAAUUGUUGUCUACUUUAAGUGUACUUUAACCCUGAGUUGUAAAUGGGCAACUAUUUUCCAUAUGUUUAAUGCACCUGCUAGAAUUUUAUUGGCAUCAGUGUAUCUUCUCCCUGUGUUGUAUUUAGAGAAUUCGAAAUUACACCCGAUUUGUACAAUACCCAAGUGAGAUGUUAUAGUGCAAUAUAGAUGUAUUGUUUUACCAAA
Cydia strobilella is the source of this 6918-nucleotide messenger RNA. RefSeq names its product F-box/LRR-repeat protein 16. Gene Ontology annotation, molecular function: protein binding. Gene Ontology annotation, cellular component: SCF ubiquitin ligase complex. Gene Ontology annotation, biological process: SCF-dependent proteasomal ubiquitin-dependent protein catabolic process. The record is from RefSeq and is a predicted model, not a curated record. Lineage: Eukaryota; Metazoa; Arthropoda; Insecta; Lepidoptera; Tortricidae. The transcript has 7 exons. The coding region runs from base 319 to 1677 and encodes 452 amino acids.